Messenger RNA from Trematomus bernacchii (emerald rockcod), 6173 nucleotides. It is a transcript of the gene dgke, whose product is annotated as diacylglycerol kinase, epsilon. Bases 229 to 1956 code for a protein of 575 amino acids. The record is from RefSeq and is a predicted model, not a curated record. Gene Ontology annotation, molecular function: ATP-dependent diacylglycerol kinase activity. The transcript is spliced from 11 exons. NCBI's taxonomy places the organism in Eukaryota, Metazoa, Chordata, Actinopteri, Perciformes, Nototheniidae.
UCGCGAGGUAGCUCAUUGGCCCAACGUCACAUCGCCGUCUCCUUGUUUAUAGCUAGUUCUCCAGAAACCUGUUUAAAUCGGAGCUGAUAUCAGUGGCAGCGGUUUGUGAGUGUCUGGGAACAUGCAUGUCGCGGGGAGAAGUUCGCGCGCGUCCCGUCUAUCCUCUCUGUUGUUUACAUAGGCUGAUUUCCGUUUUUUAGCAUCCCCCGUCACUACCGACAAGCAGCGAUGUACAAGGAGGGGGACGAGGUGCCGGACGACUGCGGCUCCCGGGAGGAGUGGACGCUGCUCUUCUGGACCUCUCUGGCCGUCAUCGUGCCGGUCAUCAUCACGCUGUGGUGCAGCGCGCAGCGCUCCAAGCGGAAAACGCACAUGAAGGAUUUCUUCCGUAAGAGCAAGCACGGCUGGCACUACACAGACCUGUUCAACAAGCCCACCUACUGCUGCGUCUGCUCGCAGCACAUCCUGCAGGGGGCUUUCUGCGACUGCUGCGGGGUGUGCGCCGACGAGCAGUGCCUGCGCCGGGCCGACCGCAUCCUGCUGUGCAAGGAGAUCAUGGCUCCCUGCGGCCCUGGGGGGGGCAUGGAGCACCGCUGGGUGCGCGGAAACGUCCCCCUCGCCAGCUACUGUGCAGUGUGCAGACAGCAGUGUGGCACCCAGCCGAAGCUUUGCGACUUCAGGUGUGUGUGGUGUCAGAACACGGUGCACGAUGACUGCAUGGACAGCCUGCCGGAUGCAGACCAGUGUGAGCUGGGAGAGUUCCACAGCCUCAUCAUCCCUCCUCACUACCUGUACCAGGUCAACAAGCUGCGCCGCAGGCAGCCUGAGGAGUACAGCCAGCUGGCAUCUUGCUGUGGCAGUGGCUGGACUCCAGUGUUAGUCUUGGCUAACACACGCAGCGGUAACAACAUGGGGGAGGCUCUGCUGGGAGAAUUUCGCACCGUUCUGAAUCCUGUGCAGGUGUUUGACCUGUCUGAGCUGACCCCCUCCAAAGCUCUGCAGCUGUGCACCCUGCUGCCCCCCGGCAGCGUCCGGGUGCUGGUGUGUGGGGGGGACGGCACGGUGGGCUGGGUGCUGGACGCCAUCGAUACCAUGAAGCUGAAGGGUCUAGACCAGUUUAUGCCCCGGGUGACCAUCCUUCCUCUGGGGACAGGAAAUGACCUCUCCAACACUCUAGGGUGGGGUGCGGGGUACGCCGGAGAGAUCCCUGUGGAACAGGUUCUCCGGAACAUCCUCGAUGCCGAGGUGGUCAAAAUGGACAGGUGGAAAGUGCAGGUGGCUUCAAAAGGCCUGUACUUUCGGAAACCAAAGGUCCUGUCCAUGAACAACUACUUCUCUGUGGGGCCCGACGCUCUGAUGGCGCUCAACUUCCACACACACCGCGAGAAAACGCCCUCUUUCUUCUCCAGCCGCAUCGUCAACAAGACUGUAUAUUUCCUGUAUGGCACCAAAGAUUGUUUAGUGCAGGAAUGUAAGGAUCUGGAUAAGAGGAUUGAGUUGGAGCUGGAUGGGGAGAGGGUGGCGCUGCCCAGUCUGGAGGGCAUCAUAGUUUGUAACAUUGGUUACUGGGGCGGAGGCUGCAGACUCUGGGAGGGGAUGGGGGAUGAACCGUGCCCCCCCACACGGCUGGACGAUGGUCUGCUGGAGGUGGUGGGGGUGUUCGGCUCCUUCCACUGCGCUCAGAUCCAGGUCAAGCUGGCCAAUCCUGUACGGCUGGGACAGGCCCACACUGUCAGGCUGGUUCUGAAGAGCUCCAAGAUGCCCAUGCAGGUGGACGGAGAGCCGUGGGCCCAGGGUCCCUGCACCAUCACCAUCACCCACAAGACCCAGGCCCUCAUGCUGUACCACAGCGCCGAGCAGACCGACGACGACGACGAAUCCAGCGCCUCUGAGACGGAGAGCCCCACCCCUCACGACUCGCCCAGGCCCCCGGGGCCCGCCUCCGCUCGUGCAUGACCCCGCCCAAACGUCAUGUUAUCUGAAGGUCCUCUUUUCUUAAGUUUCUUAAUCCUUCACCUGCAGUGUAUAUUCAUCUUAAAUCUUUGAACACACUUUAUCCUCAAACUGCUUUGAUGAAAAUAUGUGUUUCCGUGUAAUCAUUUCAUAUAUUUUAAGAGCGCUCGCAGGGGUUAGAAAGCUAGGUUCUAAAAAAUUGCAGAUUUUCUCUCUGCCUUUUAUCUCCACGCUCCCCAAUAUUUGUAACCCGUAGUUUAGCCACAGACGGGACAGUCAGGGGGGGUGAAUGUUUUGGAGAAACUCUGCUGUUUAUUUGCACUGAUCCCUUGUGCCAUAGACAUCUAUACUAUAAACUAUACUGUAUUAAUUAUACUGUCUUUACAGUUGAAUGCCCAGUGUAGCCCUGCAGGUAUCAGUGAGCCAUCCUUAACAAGCUGUCCAGGUUCAAACCCCACAAAGCCAUGUCUAAAUCCACAGCAUUAUAAUAGGAAAAAACAGUGUUGUCAAUUAUGAAGAGGAGUUUUGGCUAUAUCCAAAGCUUUAUGUCUAUUCUUUUGACUCCAGAAAGAGCACACGUUUACACUGCACAGAAUAUCUGUUUAUGUCAGGCUCACAGUUAUAAGGUUCUCCUGCAUUUGUCACCUGUUUCAAGGCUUUGAAAUGUGUUAGCCAGAAGGUCUCUGAAUCUAAAUGGAGCAAGGCCUCUGGUACAACUGCAGUGUGUUGUCAAUCACUGGACAUUGUUGUUGUUUUGUUUACUUCAUGGUGCCCUGUCUCAAGUAGCUCCCAAAACUGAUAGAUUGUACUUAGAUACAGGAGCUACGGGGAAACAGACAACUUUUAUUUUGAAAGUACUGGUAAAACCUUUUUGUUCUUCCUCUUCUUUACAUAGUUCCUCCAGUUUACAUCCGUUGUGUUGCACUGUUUUGCCACUUACACUGAUAUAUACCUUACACUGCUUAGGAUGUAGGUUAUAUAAAGAUGCUGGCCGUUGAUGUUGCUGCCAAGUGAUAACUGCUGAUGAGAUUAAGCUGUCCUAUGUUGUUAUUUACUUUAUUCAAGUAAUCCUCCUGCAUCAUUUGUGAAUUACCAAUGGUCACCACAGGGCGGCAGGCUAAAGACAGUAUUUUCUGUAGAGGGGUCCAGAAGAGUUGGUCCUUUACUUAAACCUCUACAGUUUAUUAGUAAUACCAUCGGUUACUUGCAUGUACUUCUCUGUGUACUGUUCAGGUGCACAUUGCGCUAACUGUCGAGUUUUACUAGUGGCAUCUUUCGUCUUCUCUACAUAAUGUCUGCAAGAGGUCUUUUGGGUUUCUGCCUAUAGGUAGCCAACUUUUAUGGAAAUUAGUUAGAACUGCAACUACCAACUAUUUUUAUUAUUGACAAAUCCGCCCAUUAUUUAGAAAAUGAACUGUUUAGUCGAUAAAAUGCUUGAAAACUGUUAAAAAGGUCCAUUCCAGUUUCUGAAUUCCAAGGUGAUUUAAAUGUCAAAAACCCAUAGAUAUGAACUUGAAUAGGAUAUAAAACAGAGAAAUUGAGUACAUGUCAAUCCUCAAAAGGCUGAAAACACCAUCUUCUAGCAUUUUUAUUGAAAUGUUGUUCAACAAUGAAUCAAUUGAACAAUUAAUUGGUCAUUAAUUUUAUUUCCAUCAAAUGUAUAAUACGUUGACUUUUGCAUUGAAUUGAUGCAGCUCUAAAAUUAAUUUCACCAUCUGAGGUGGUCCUGUUUGGUGCAGAACAGUUGCCUGUAGCUUACAGCCACACCAGGAAAGCCUGAAUGAUGUUAGUUACUGCUCUCUUCUUAACCUGAAGCUAACUUGCUACACAUGAUGCUGAACAGGGAUCAGUUUUUGGCCGUGUGAUGCUUAUGCUUUUGCAAUAUGCACCUCCUUGGCAGGUAACCAAGCCUCAUGGUUUCAUCACCCUAUAUUUGUUUGAUGAAUGUCUUAUUGCUCAAGGACACCUGUAUAACCUUUUACCUUAUCAUCCAUGUUUACCAGAGUUGUGUGUGUUGUGUUGCACUGAAUUAGCUUAAAUGUUGGGUUUAUUGGCAGGUUUUUAGCCACGCUAGCAGCAUAGUUCUGUUUAGAACACUCUUUAGAGUUAAAUACCUCGAUAAUUGUUGGAUGCACAUUUGUACAGAUAUUGCUGGUCCUCUGAGAAUGAAUCCUAAUGAUUGUGUUGUACUCAGUAUUUAGUUAAAGCCACUAACGGGUCAAAAAUGUGCUUUACGAAAACAGUUCUAAAUGUCAUUUCUCUCAUCUUAAGAUGUAGUUGGAGACUAAUGUUAGAUAGCACGCUAACAUGCUAAAUAUCAGUCUAAUACAUAUUUACUGUAUGUAUGACAGCACAUGCUGACAUGCUAGCUUACCGCCUUAAUCAGAGGUAGACCUUAACACCAAUGGUUUUGAGCUCAACAUGCACUAAUACCUAUUUUUAUCUUAUAAAAUGACCAAGUGAAAUGGGUCACUGGUAGUGUCAGACCCAGAGAACUUUCACCAACUCCCCUAAGAUUAGCAUCUUUCAGUUCAUAGGUUUGCUUUUCGCCUCCCUGUUUUGGUUGAAUCUCAUCACUCUUGUUUUCAGCAGCAGCAGAAAGCUGUUUUCAGCAUAGAAAGCUCUGAUAACCCCCACUGUAUGUUCCCUGCCCUGCACAAAUGGCACACAGACAAAGCAGCACCUAGCUAGUGUGCUAGCUUAGUGGCAAAAUACCGAGACAUUUUCCCGGGAGAUGCUACAGACCCAAACUGAGUUACAAAAAGAGAGAAAAUUGCAGUUAGAGUUUUCAGGUUGCCAAAAACAUUACUUUAAUUGAAUGUUGCUCAAUGUCUGCUAGAUGUGUAAGUAGGCUUUAGUUUGAUAAUUAUAUUUUGCACUGAUACUUGAUAAAGCCAUAAUGUGUCAAAUGUGUAAGUUAAUGCGCCUGGAUGGGCGAAGCUUUGGUCUGAUGAAAGUGGAGGGUAACCUUUUUGACUUAUGUAAAGACACAGCUACCACGAUGACAUUUUUGGGGAAAGGAUUAACAAUUGCAAGCUGUUCUUUUCAUUUUCAAACCAUCCAACACGUGUUUCCAGGCGUAUCCUGACUAUUACACCUUACAAGCUUGCUGGCGUGGCUAAUGACGUUCACUUGUUUUCUUGUUAUGGGUUGAGGGACAUGACUGAUGUUUGUAUACGUUUCCAAUUCAAACCUUUCAGUUAAUUAUUUGUUAAAUCUUGGCCGAUAUAGCAGUAUUUAUAUAGAAUCCAUUCAUCAAGGAAAAAUUCACUGUGUUCUGUGUUACAAAUUGCUUUCGUUAAUAAUGAAUAUAUAUUUGAAUAUACUUAUAUUUUCUGCGGUCAAAUAUGUGUCAAAAAGACUGACAAGAAUGUGCCAUUUAUUUAACUUUGACUAAGAUUUAUUCUUAAGAGCAAGCCUUACGUGGCCUCUGCUGAACAGGAAUGAGAACACAAAGGAACUGUUUUUGGGAGAAAACAAGCUUUUAUUGGUAACAAUCAUGUAAUCAUAGCUGUUUACAAAAAUAGGAUUUGGUUAAAUGGAUUUUGACUGAACUGAAUGUAAUGAUCUUUUGAAUUGAAAGACAUUCCCAUAAAUAUUUUCAUAUAUAAGCCACAUGUGUCUGUGUUUUAAGUGGAUGUAUUAAAAAUGACUGCUGCUAUGAUCUCUAGUUAGAUGUCCCAGCAGCCAGAAGCUCACACUGACAUUGUAAUAGCGGGAUAUCAUUUACAUUUUACCACAGGUUGAGUUGAAUGGCUUUGAAAUGUGGUGUUCAUUACAAUGUAAUUGCUACCAUUCUCCAUAAUUUACACAUACACAUAUUCUCAUUAAAAAAUAUACAGUACCUAUCUAUAACGAUUAUUAUUCCAAGUGAAAAACACCAAAUGCUGGCUCUGUGUAUGUGUGUGUAUGCCAUUUAUUUAAGCCUCACAAUAGUGCCCUUCCCUGUCAUGUGAAGUGAUGAUCAAUAAUCUCCACAUUAGAAGUCAUUUUGAUAAGGCUGUGUGUAACUUGUAGUUGAUUUCUCUGAUGGCUUCUGUGUUUACUGGUUUCCUUUCAUAUUUGGCUUAUAUCCUCCUGGUGCAUUGUGUGGCGGCCUUCUGUCCUGUUCUAUAGAAAAAUACAAAAAAGGUUUCUUUAUUAAUUCAUUUGUAGUGUGAGAGUUUUGUCAAACUGAAAAUGUCUGAAAUCAUGCUGGAACUAAAUUCUCUAAAGCUUAA